AGAUAAUGCUAGGCGUUAUAUUCCUAUUUAUACUUGGAUAACUUGUGGCACGUGUUUCCGAUACCCUCCCUCCCCAGUUGAGGGAGAAGCCACAAUUUGAAAAGCGGAUAACUACAUAUAUAUCUGGAGGGAUAUAAUCCGUAUCCUAUGCGAGUAAUAAUAAGUUACUGAAGGGUAGAAGCUCACAGGGAAACAAAUAGACGAUGCUGCACCACUAACGCCGUAUUAGAUCCAACAAAUGCCUUCGCUCACACCUAAUAGGCAGAUAAUAUGCGGAAAGGAUAAUUUCGGAGGCCCCCCUUACAUGUCUUAAUAAGAGGUACCUAUUAGGUAGGUUACAGUCCCUCUCCGGUAGGGGGGUAUUUUGUUAGUUUUGAAGUUUUGAGGUUAAUCAACUACCUGCCGGUGGAACCAACAAGACUUUAGGAUCAUGAUGGUAACACAACCUUGGAAAUGGUGACGGUAACAGCUUGCAUUUUCCUCAUUCUUCCUUCUUCCUUUGUUCAAUGUAACUUGCUAUACCUUCUCUCCCAGCUCAGUCAACCCCACCUCAAUUCUCGCAGUAAUGUCUUGGUCCACGGUGCUGGUAGCACUAAUCCCGCUUCUAGUGACAGUAUAUUUCACUAGUUGGGUCUGGUCUAUACUGCAAAACUAUGCGGCUGCCCGCACAAUUGGCAUUCCCAUACGGGUCAUCCCAUUUAGCCCUUUCAAUCCAUUCUGGACCCUCGUCGAUCGAAAGGUUGCUUUGCUUCUCCGCCGCUUGCCGUAUGUUGGAGAGAACACCGUCACUCGCUACAAUUGGCGUGGAUGGGACCUAGAAGAUAGGUGGAAAUCCCACUAUGAGAUGGGAGAUAUCUUCGUUCUGGUGACGCCCCGGUACAACAUGGUUCAACUAAAUGACCCAGAAGCUACUAUGAGCGUCUUCAAGAGGGCCGCAGACUUCCCUAGACCAUGUUGGGUAAACGAUGUCCUUGGUGUCUUCGGCCCAAACAUAUCUUGUGCCGAAGGUCAAUCAUGGAAGAUGCAGCGGAGAGUCGCAACUCGCUGCUUUAAUGAGGCGAACAAUGAGAUCGUGUGGCACGAAACUCUCGGCCUCUCGGAUGAUAUGCUCCGUUAUUGGUCCUCCAAGACUUGCGUCAAAUCCGGCGCUGAAGACAUUCGCACACUCACGCUCAACGUGCUUGCUCGAGCUGGCUUUGGUAAGUCGUUUAAGUUUCGGGGCUACGAGGAGGAGAAACCAGUUGACGAGAUCCGAUCUAUGAGCUACAGGGUAUCCUUAGGUCUCAUUCUAGAGAACCUCAUAGUUAUCUUGGCCCUCGGUCCCAAGACGUUGGCGUCUUUUGCUCGGUACUGGCUCCCUUCCAAGCUGAGGACCGUUAACGAGGCUGUCGUCUCGUUUCAGAAACACAUGACCACCAUGUACGAGGAACAAAAGCGUGCUUUCGCCGCUGGGGAGGAGAACUCAGAUAAUAACCUUAUGACACUCUUGGUCCGCGCCUCACAAGAAGCUGCUAAUGAGCAAUCAGGGGGCCUGACCGAGAGUGAGAUAUAUGGUAAUAUGUUUACCUUCAACUUCGCCGGCCAUGAUACAACAGCCCACAGCUCAACAUUUGCCCUGUACUUUCUUGCGGCAAAUCCCCAAGUCCAGGAUUGGAUUUCCGAGGAGAUCCAGUCCAUCCUCGGAGAUCGACAGCCGCACGAGAUAGAUUAUCGCAGUGACUUUCAACGUUUUAAACGUUGCCUGUCUGUACUAUACGAAACCUUACGCCUUUACACCAUCGUUCCCGCGAUUAAAUGGACCGGCGACCAGGCAACGACGCUUACUGUAAGCGGUAGAACUUUACACCUGCCCGCGAAGACUAUAAUACUACCUAGUUACGGCUCUAUGCAUACAGAUCCCAAGUAUUGGGGACCUGAUUCGCUGGAGUGGCGUCCCUCACGCUGGAUCCGACCUAGCGCUAAUAAACCAGGUGACGAAGAAAUCGACAUGAACCGACGUGGUGUCUUCUUGGGGUGGUCCGAGGGCACGCGCGAUUGUCCCGGUAAAAAGUUCUCCCAGGUUGAGUUCGUGGCUCUCAUGGUGGGUCUAUUCCGGCAGUGGCGAGUAGACCCGGCCAGGAAAUACCCGGAUGAGAGCAUCGAGGCCGCGCGUGGGCGAGUCUUGGACCUUAUUAGGGAAGACAGUGGUUGGGUCUUGCUUCUGCAGAUACUGCAUCCAGAGCGGGCACCUCUGGUAUGGAGGAAAGUAUAGUGAUAGCGGAAGGGAACAAAUAGGAGUAUGAAACAAUAAAAAAUGUAGAAGUUUCAAAGUAAAUAACAUUAUUAAUUAGGUACAUAUCUAUCUAUCGCGAAUAUACUUGUAAUUUAAGUGUA
Molecule: messenger RNA, 2373 nt
Organism: Daldinia loculata
Lineage: Eukaryota; Fungi; Ascomycota; Sordariomycetes; Xylariales; Hypoxylaceae
Product: cytochrome P450
Exons: 1
Coding region: 566-2251 (561 amino acids)
Molecular function (GO): heme binding; oxidoreductase activity, acting on paired donors, with incorporation or reduction of molecular oxygen; iron ion binding
Source: RefSeq, a predicted model, not a curated record